Molecule: messenger RNA, 824 nt
Organism: Pelagomonas calceolata
Lineage: Eukaryota; Pelagophyceae; Pelagomonadales; Pelagomonadaceae
Source: the annotation of a GenBank genome assembly
AAAAACAAAAACACAGCGUGAGGAUGGGCGAAUAGAUGCGAAAUGGCGGAGAUAAAGCCGUCGUUCCCUUCCUCUCUGCCGCCGCAGCUCGUGAUAACUUGGCUGCCGCUGCGCGAUAUCUCUUCUGCACUGUGCGCGUCCUCUUCCUGGCGCGGUGCUAGUGAGCCGGUCUUUAAGGUCGUCGCGGAACGCAAUGGUCUCACGCGCGGCACGGAUUCAUGGCGAGGUGGCGUGCUGAGGCACCCUACCUGGUCUCGUUCCAAGCCGGCCCGGCAGCAGUACAGAUGGCCUGAGUUUACCGGUCCGAGGACGGUCACUAAUGAAGUCGCUGAGCGUGAUUUCUACUUUGUCGCCAACAGCAUUCGGGUACCGCUACACAGGAUGGCUCGAUUUCGUGUGCAAAUGAAGAAAGAGGAAUUGAGGACUACGGAUGGAUGUGGCUUUGCCUUACUCUCGGGCAGCGGCGCAAUCAAGCGUGCGUAUGUGUGGAACAGCAACGGCAACGAUUAUACAGGCAUUGGCAGCCCUCUUCUUGGAAGAAUCGAAACGUUCUCUUUCAAAAAUAAGCGCAUCAAAAGUGGCCAGACGCUGCUUGUUAGCGUCUGGAACGUACCGCCCUACCACUUCCACGCGACGCUCGAGCGCGUGGAAGAGGAUGGAAGUCUCUCUGAAAUAGCGACAGAACGCGACAGAGCGCGAUAUUUCAGCGUGGAUGAUAGUGAUGAAGAGGAUGGACCUUUCGUCCUGGCUCCAUUGGUUCGUCUGUUUACAGGCUCAUCCGCGACGCUGGGCUUGUAUGAGCCACUGGCACAUGAAUAAGAAAU